GACGCAAACUGUCGUUGGUUACGUAAAAAUUCUCCCAUCAUGCUUUGGGGCUUCACAAAAAGCCAGAUGAGAAGGCCGCGAAGGAGGAGGAGGCUACCAGCCGAGGGGGGUAGCCGAGUCCCGGAGAGAGGAUUUUUCAGUUCCCGUAGCCUGAAUUAUCAAGUACGUAACGACAGCGAACAAAAACGAAGAGAGAGGCGUCAUAAAACAUGAUGCUUGUCCCUGCUCGGGGUCUAACGGUGGUCCUGUGAGUGUCGGCCGGUUUCCCCACCGCCGCCUCUUCGGGGGAUUCUGCUGUCUGAGUCCGACCUGAUCCUCCACACCGCCAGGCGAUGACAGCGGUUACAGCCACUCCGCAGAUGAUGAGAGACCGGCUGCUUCAGGCCAUCGACGGCCAGAGCAAUCAGAUAUGCAACAUGGUGGUAGUUGUGGAGGUGAUCUCUUUUUUGGAGAAAUAUCCUAUCACCAAAGAGGCACUGGAGGAAACCCGUCUUGGCAAGCUCAUCAAUGAUGUCAGGAAGAAAACCAAGAAUGAGGACCUUGCAAAAAGAGCCAAGAAACUCCUACGAAACUGGCAGAAGCUUAUUGAGCCGGGGAAGGGUGAGGUGCUGUCCAAAGGACACUCUGGUGCAUCGUGGUCUUCCAACGGUGGUGCUCACCCCUGCAUCCCUUCUCCGGCUGCCAUACCACCAUCAGGUAAAACAGGUCCAGAGCUGAAGAACAGGAAUGACUUCAAUAACUGCUCCCCGGUGCUGGAGAAACUGGGUAACAGGAAACGUAAGGGCGACCAGAAGGAGGGACAGCUUUUGCCAGCCAAGAUAUCCAAAACGACUCUUAAUGAUAAAAUACAGAACUCUAAACACCUGCCGACCAACGGAAUAUGUGCUAAUUCUGAGAUUUCUACGGACGCUUGUGCACUCCAGCCUUUAGACGGAGAGGUACCUGAGCCUUUGGACAACGAAAGGCUAAAUAAAAUCCCCAUCAACGCUGUAAAACCUCAUCCAAGUGCCCCGGGAUACAGCAAGCCUCAUAGCACUUCUACUUUACUAAAAGCGUCAGUCCUGCAGCAGCAAGCCAGGCAGGAACAAGCCGCCUCCCGGGGGCAGUAUCGGCCCAGAAGCCCACGCUUUUCAUUGCACAGUCCUCAGACUCCAAAACGGGAAGCCAUUGUAAAACAAGCGGCAACCCACACACACAGAAUUUCUAGCCCCAGUGUGAAGCCUGGGACAGUGGAGUCCUCUGCAGCGGGGCCGUCCCCUCAGCCUUUCAAUGUUUGUGUUCAGGGUUUUCACACUGACGGGUCAGCGUCUGCAGAUUUGGACUCGCAAAGCAGGCCUCCCAAUGCAUCUCUUAACAACUCUGCUGCCUCCUCCUCCAAUGAUGCAGCCAGUCUGGAAGAGGAGGAUCCUGUUGGCAAUACAGGGAAAAGGAAAAGACAAAAAUACAGGUCUAAGGAUUAUGUAGUGAAUUUAGUUGGGCAGACUGUAGAAGACGGCACUAAACCGGUCAGGUUAAAAGACAGGAGACUGACGUUUGACCCGGUAACCGGACAGAUCAAAACAUCCUUUCAAAAAGACUCUUGCCAGGAGGCAGAGGUCAGACCGGGCCACAGACCUGAAAUUCACCGGCCAGAGCAGCCCACACCGACACCGACUCCACCAGUUCCUGCCAGUCCCUUCCAGCAGACAGACUGGAAACAGCUGUCGAGGAGCGAAAACAUCCAGUCAUACCUUAGCCAGCAGAGCAACAUGUUGGCAUCUUCAGGUGCCCACAUCCCAGGCGCUCACUUCUUCAUGACAGAGUUCCUGAAAAAAGAGGAACACGGGGUUAAAGAUGCCACGAAAAUGAAAACGCACGUGUUGGUUCCAGAGCUUCCACCCAGGGAAUUACCGGGACUUAGCAGAGAGGUCAACAAUGAUGACCUGAGCAGGUUACACACACAACACUGGUCGGGGGUCAAUGGUUGCUACGACACAAAGGGUAAAUGGUAUGACUGGACAGAGUGCAUCUCCUUAGACCCGCAUGGAGACGAGAGCAGGUUGAACAUACUGCCCUACGUCUGUCUGGAUUGAAACCAAAGCCGGGGUUUCUGAAUCGUGCAGCAGAGCAACUCUGGCUGCGUGGAGGCAUUUCUUCGACGUGUAUGCUGCUGUUUUGUACUGUUGGUGUAAUUGGAAUAAAUAUGUUGAUCGUUUGGGGUGUGUGUGUGUGCGUGUGUGUGUUGGACCACAGGGAGUGUAAUCUGUGUUUUUAUAAGGUUGUGAACAUUGUGUGAGGACUGUGUGAAGGGAAAAGGCUAUGCAUUUCUGACCACUUAGUUUUUACUAUUUAAUAGUUGCGAAGACUGAUCCAUGAUUCGACAUGUUUUCCUUUUGAGAGACGAUUUACUGUAGAUAUAUUUUAUUCAUCUUAAGUUAUGCUGUUCACAUACCUCAUGGGAUGUGAUGUAUCUGAAAUACCGGUUCCACUCACACUUAGUCCAUAGUGCAGUAUUUUUGUUUUCUUCAUUUUAAAUUUCAUGUUUAAAAAGCUGUGACCGGUAGUGAGGUACGUAAUUGGAGCUGACACGGAGCAGGUACAUUAAGUGAUGCAGCUUUUCUUUAGCAUCUGUGCAUGAUGCAGCUUCAACAAGACAUUUUAACUGUUAAAAGCUGAAAUAAAUCCUCAGUAGCAGCGGUUUUUGGCAACUAUCCACUAUUAAUCCUAUGGCAAAUACAUUUAUCGUUAACUCAUUGAUAUUUUCCGUUCCCACGUUGCAUACCUCAUUUAUAGUGGCUUUUAGAAAGAAGGAACCACUGACUAAUCAGUCUGAAAACAUUUGAAUAUUGCUCCUGGUUUCUGUUGCUGGAGACACGAAACUGUAAGAUGUGACUGCAGUUUGCGAUAGGAAGACAAAAAAAAAAAAAAAUGGCCACAGAACCGCGCAAGCUGAAAGAGAAAUGAGACUGUCCUGUGUGUAUUUAUUUACAUAUUAACUUUUAAGAUUUACAUACAUGUUUGGAUUUGAUUAAAUCAUCUUUUGUUAGAUUCAUUUUGUUCAAAUUUGGUACGGUGAUGUAGACGUUUAUACCUGCUGGUAAACCAACCUACUCUACAUCGCAGAAGGAAAUACAUUUUUGAUGAACUGUAAACAUUUUUGUUUUGAACUUGCCUUUUCCCUUUACUGUGUAUUUAGGUUGUAAAAUAUGAAUGGGAACAGCAGAGCAGAUUGUGCUACCAGCUCCUGUCUUUGUACUGUCAGGAAGAACUGAAAAAAAUAAAAAUGAAUAAAUAAAUUGACAUGCUGGAUGAAGUACUUACUAGCAUUCCUUUAGAUAUUGUUUGCCUUAUGGAAACCUGUGUUUUCCCUAAAGACAGAGCCUUAGUGAAUGUACAGAUAAUUAGCCUUUUGCAUUCGGUCGAAUGCGGAAGAGAACAUAUUUGCUACGUUGUCCUUUUAAGUGGACAUGUUAAUAUAUGUUAAUAAAAAACUGAAGAAAUUGUGA
Mugil cephalus (flathead mullet) is the source of this 3485-nucleotide messenger RNA. RefSeq names its product mediator of RNA polymerase II transcription subunit 26-like. The transcript is spliced from 3 exons. Gene Ontology annotation, cellular component: mediator complex; nucleus; core mediator complex. Lineage: Eukaryota; Metazoa; Chordata; Actinopteri; Mugiliformes; Mugilidae. The coding region runs from base 333 to 2072 and encodes 579 amino acids. The record is from RefSeq and is a predicted model, not a curated record. Gene Ontology annotation, biological process: regulation of transcription by RNA polymerase II; positive regulation of gene expression. Gene Ontology annotation, molecular function: transcription coregulator activity.